AUGGCGCAGCGCACUCUCGGGAGGAGGCUGCACCGCGUGUUGACGGCGGGACUCAUUACGCUGCUGGUAAUGAAUGCAAUCCAGAUCAACCAACAGGCAUGCGAGCUUGCUGACUGCAGGCAACAGAUAUAUCAAAUGAAAGAAGACCACGAGUUGACAGAGAGAGAAUUUUUACCAUGCAAUUCAUCUCGUCUAAUUUCAAGUUAUAAGGAAUCACAAAACGACAAACCUGUGAAUAUCCUGCUGUUAAGCUCCAUGGGUCGAAGCGGGUCGAGCUUCCUCGGCGGUCUGCUCAGUAGCCUCCCCGGCAGCUUCUACUUCUACGAGCCUUUGCGUCGCCUGGAGGAGUGGAAGCUUUUGACGGCGGAGGUCGGGGUUAAAGGCUUGAAAGCGCUGUUCACGUGCAACCUCACAGAGCCGGUUCGGAGUGCCCUGACCGCCAGGAAUAAUCGGAAGAGUACCCUGCAGGAUGUCCGUUGGUGUUCCUCCUCCAACGCCUGUUUCUCCGCCGAAGCCCUUGAAGCGGCGUGUCGCAGGAAACGCUUUCGCGUCGUGAAGACCAUCCGCUCGAGGGUCUCGUGGCUCCCGGAACUGCUGAAGGACGCUGACGCCAACCUUAGGGUGAUUCAUCUUGUGCGUGACCCUCGCGGCUCGAUCACAUCCGUCAGGAAGGCUGGUUGGUUCUCGGCCAAGCCAGAGACCUACUGCGAGCGGUUGCGCACAGACAUUCGCGAUGGCAUGCAGAUGCAGAGGCAGUUCCCUGGAAAGUAA
Penaeus chinensis is the source of this 771-nucleotide messenger RNA. Its product is annotated as carbohydrate sulfotransferase 4-like. The record is from RefSeq and is a predicted model, not a curated record. Gene Ontology annotation, molecular function: N-acetylglucosamine 6-O-sulfotransferase activity. NCBI's taxonomy places the organism in Eukaryota, Metazoa, Arthropoda, Malacostraca, Decapoda, Penaeidae. The coding region runs from base 1 to 771 and encodes 256 amino acids. Gene Ontology annotation, biological process: N-acetylglucosamine metabolic process; sulfur compound metabolic process. The transcript has 2 exons.